GCAGUCAUGGGCGCGGUGGAAGCCUAGCACUUACUCAGCAUUCCGAGCAGGAGGUGCACUUAGGGAACCGGUAGAGUUGUUUCUCCUCCUGGCACCUGUACCUGAAAGCUCUGCUCUGCUGGGUAUUUGCUGAGCAUUAACUCAGAUCCAUCAGUUAGAACCAGAAUGGAUCUACAUCUGAGCUGCUGAUGCUGAGGCCUGGGGUGGACAGAGGUGGGGGUCAGAACCUAGUGGCUGGGGGGUCUAGGUACCUAAAGAGCCUGUACAUGUCUCCAAUCCCAGCACUGCAAGGCAGGAGAAUCACGGUCUGAGGGGUUAAACAUCUUGGUACACACAUAAAUAGGCAUGUGAAUAAAUGUACAUAAAAGAUGAAACUUUCUUAUUGGGUUUACAUGAGCCCAGCAAACUAGGUUGUUUUGAGACAGUUUUUCUAUGUAGUCUUGGCUGUCCUGGAACUCACUCUGUUCACCAGGAAUCCACCUGCUUCUGCCUCUGCCUCUGCCUCUGCCUCUGCCUCCCAAAUGCUGCAGCUGAAAGCUGGUUCACCAUCACCCAAAGUAGCAUAAGUUCCUUUCCCAAAGAUCCUCAAAGAUCACAAGGAGAUUCAUACACAGAUAGGAGUGGCAGUAGACAAAAGAACAGCUUGCUCUCCUUGCCCACUGAGCUAGCUGUUGGGACUAGCUCACCUUUUCCUUUCUGUCUGUCUGUCUGAUUCUCUACCACCUUCUUAGAGGCAGGCUCUGUACAUAGCUCUGGCUACUCACUCUGUCUUAAGGAGUGGCUUUUUCUCUCUUUCUUUUGUGAUACAGUUCGGCUGGCCUCAGGCUUCUGAUGUCCCUGCCUCCAAGUCUCAAGUUCUUGGAUUACUUAUAGGUUUGUGCCUCCUAGUUCAUUGAUGGGGAUAGAACCCAUGUUCUCUCCCCAUGUUAGAUACACUACCAAAGGAGCUACAUCCUGGCCUCUAGCCUUUUCUUGGCUGCAAAGGGACUAUCCUGUACCCCUCCGCUUGGAGACUUAAAGAGUGAAGAGUAGGAAGCAUUGAGGUGCCCUAUGGCUGGGGAGUAUGGGUUUCUCCAUUUUCCUGGGCCACAAGCUGACCCUACACUCAUUACUUAAGCAACCAAACCUUCCAGAGUGUACAUUGUAUCUGGGAUGAUUAGCAUCUCCAAGCCAUCUCCCUGUAUUUGGUAUUAUCAGGGUGCUAGGAUGUGUCAUCUUGCCAGAAGCAUCCUUGGAGCAAAAUUAGGCCUGCAGGCUGCAGCAUCUAGCAGGAUCUUCUGAGUCCUCUUGCCACAUGAACUAUCCUUGGGUCUGAGGGCCUUUCUGAAGUGUUUGCUCUAUGAAGCUCUUGCCAGUUCUGCCCUGUGAGGCAACAGAAACCUGAGGCCUGGGGUCCUGGCCCCAGCAGUACUAUAAUGAACUUACACAUGCUAGGGCUUCAUCCUCUCCACACUAAGGUCCUUCCAACUUCAUCUUUAGCACCUCAAACUCAGUAGCUCCUAUUCUACUUCCUGUAUGCCAGGCCCUGAGUCUAUCUUGUCCUGCCAACAGUUCUGGGGAGGCUGCAGCAGAGGCUCCCUAACUGCAGAACUUGGACUCUGUAGGCUCGGCUGGGAGAGGAGGUCUCUUCCAUCCAAUUCCCACAUCUCACACCAGAACAGAAGACUCUGCCCUGCCACCUAGCAGCUGUGUGCCCUAGUGGGGAGGGGUCCCUAACCUCUCUGAACUACAAUUUCCCCAUGCUCUGACAAGUUGUGAAGAAUAAAUGCUAUUAGCUUUGCUGGUGUAUGACUGUAAUCUCAUCUAUCAAUAGGCAGUUGAAAUGCAAGUUCAAGGCCAGCCUGUACCAGAGAACCAGUUCAAGACCUGCCUGGGCAAUUCAAGAGACCUUGUCUCAAAAAUACAAAAACAACCAGCAGUGGGCACACACCAGUCCCAGCACUGUCGAGGCAGCUGGAAGCAGAUCUCUGAGAUCAGAGCCAGUCUGGUCUAUAGAGUUCCAAUACAGCCAGGGCUACACAGAGAAACUUGUCUCAAAAACACAAAGAAAAGUACAAAAGCAGUCGAGGAUAUAGGUUAGUGGCAAGCACUCGUCUAGCAUGCUUGAGACUGUGGAUUGAAUCCUACGAAUCUCAAAAAUAAUUAAAAUAAUAAGGCUGAUGAUGGUGAUCUGCUACUCAGGAAACUGAGGCUGAAAGAGUUCACGUUCUCAAGUAGGACAGUAGUUAAGGGCACUUGCGGUUCCCAGUGAGUGGUUCCCGGCAUCAGUGUUGCACGUUAACUCCAGAGGAUCCAACGUCUUCUGGCCUUCACAGACACCGCAUGUACGUGCUGCACAAACACAAAUGGGCAGCACACACACAUGAAAUAAAAAUAUAUUGGGGCUGGGGAUUUAGCUCAGUGGUAGAGCGCUUACCUAGGAAGCGCAAGGCCCUGGGUUCGGUCCCCAGCUCCGAAAAAAAAGAACCAAAAAAAAAAAAAAAAAAAAAAAAAUAUAUAUAUAUAUAUAUAUAUAUAUAUAUAUUGGGGCUGGAGAGAUGGCUCAGCAGUUCAGAGCACUGCUUGUUCUUCCAGAGGUUCAGUUCUCAUUUGCUCCCAGAUGAUGGCUCACAACCAUCUGUAAUGGGAUCUGAUGCCCUCUUUUGUUGUGUCUGAAGACAGCUACAGUGUACAUAAAUAAAUAAAUAAAUAAAUAAAUAAAUAAAUAAAUAAAUAAAUCUUUAAGAAACAUUAAAAAAAAAACCUUCAGGCAUGGCAUGGUAGCACAUACCUUUAAUCCCAACACUCUUGAGGCAGAGGCAGGUGGAUUUCGGUGAGUUCAAGGCCAGCCUGAUCUACAAACUAUUCCCAGCCAGGGCUCCACUGCUAGACUCUAGUUCAAACAAGUUUUGAGGCUGUAGCCCUCAAAUGCACAGGCCCUGGGUUUAAUCCCCAGAACCUACGGUGAUGCAUGCCUGUAAUCCCAGCGUUAGGGAGGUAGAGACAAGAGGAUCAGAAGCUCAAGGUCGUCCUCAGUUACUGAGCACGUUUGGGGCCAGCAUAGGAUAAAUGAGACCCUGCUUCAAAAUAAAUAGUUUUUCUCCACAAAGGAUCUUUAAUUUUUUAUUUUAUGUGCCUCGAUCAUCAUAUCUCCAAUUCUGUCCCCUCUACCCUUCCCCCAGUGGCCAACAUAGCCACCACCUCUCUUCAUGCCCUUUCUCAGUUUUUGCUUUUGUUUGUGUUUGCAACUCACUAAAUCUAAUUAGUGCUGUGUGUUGGAAUGUUGACUGAUCUUUCUGGCUUUGCUCUUGCUCAGAAUCCAUGCGGCGAACCACAGGGGCCAUUAGUUCGAGAGCACAGUGACUGCAGUGUCUAGAAAGUGGUGUUUUACAGCACUCCUCCCGUCCUCCAGGUCCUACACGCUUUCUGCCCCACCCUCUGUAUUAUUCCUGAGCCUUUAGGGAAAGGGAUUGACACAGACAUCCCACGCAGGCCAAGCACUCAAGAGUCACUUACUCAGCAUUCUGGCCGGUCAUGAGUCUCUCCGCUAUCUACUGGCCACGGCGAGAGCAGUCUCUCUGGCCACUAAUAUGUAUAAAGAUAAAUAACUAGAAGGCAGUUUGACGUGAUCAUUUAGCAAGGCGGUAGCAAUAGGAUGCCCUGAGGUCCCAUGAUCUCCGCGCCUUGGCUGUUAACCAGUUUAUAGUACCAGGCAAGGAUUCCCUCCUGAGGAGUAGGCCUUAAAUUCAACAGGAAAGUGUUUGCUUUCUGUGCUGCUGUUUUACACGCUGGCCAUGGCAUGGGCGAGACCACUGAUAGCUUCUCUUUCCCAACCCCUCAGGAAGAACCUUUUGUCUCUGCGAAAGCUGGGCAGCAGAGAGGACGCUUUCAGCCCAGUUCCAGCUUGAUUUCUCUGUGCUCUGCAAUGAAGGUGUGUGGUGUCCUCAGCAGUAGAGCUUUACCAGUUAGUUGUGGUGAACAAGAGCAGUGGCCAUGUGUCCUGUCACUUGUUUUUUAAGUGAAGUCACAGCCUUGGUUGUUUUUCUUGCUAGGGUGAGGUUAGGGGUACAAAUCAUCAGUGUGUGUGUGUGUGUGUGUGUGUGUGUGUGUGUGUGUGUGUGGCCAGCAGGUUUGAGAUCAAGGGCACCAUGCCCCAGCACAAGCAUGCCUCCAGUGAUGGGCCUCUUCAAUGGAGGGGCAGCAUCCAUGGCAGACACAGGGAACCCUGUCCUGAGUCCUCUGAGCGAGGCCGCCAACAUGACUUCUGCUUCUGUGCCCUGGGCAAAACUCAACGCCUAGGGCCAUCUUUCCAUCUGUAAAAUGGGUCAAGAUGGACCAGGUGAGCACUGCUUGCUCACUCCCAACAGACCUGUGGGCUCCAUGUGGCUAGCAAUAACGAAAUACUUCCUUGAAAUACUGUCCCUGGUUCUAGCGCUUGAGGGACAACCUCCAGUCGACCAUCGUGGCUCAGAGAUAGAAUGAGAUGAGCAAAGCAAGACAGUGGAAACAUCCAGAAAAAGUGAUAAUCCAGCCUGGGUAGGCUGGCCACAAACACCUUCCGGGAAGGAGAGCACUAGGAGUCCUGGGAAAUCUUCGAAUACUAACGGUGGAAAAAGACAGGGCAAUAAAACGACAUAUAUGGGAGUGGGGUGAGAUGGAGACUUAGGUGGAGCAUGAUUUGGGUUUUCCUCUUCAGAGAUUCAACCUCCACCCUGCUUCAGUCCAGUAUGGAUGGUUUGACGACUCACACAUGCCUCGGGGGUCUCGAGGUGAUGGCUGUAGCUCCGCAGCCUCCUCUGCUCCACUACCGGCAGGUGGCUGGAAACCUCCCGCGACCUGACUUUUGCUGCGGGGCGGGGCGGACGCCUCGGGCUCCGGGCCCGCAGUGUAGCCGCAGCGCCGGCCCCGCCCCCGCCCGCUCCGCCCUGCAGGCCGGCCGCAACCGGGCGCGGAUCCCGCCCGCCCGCCCGCCCGCCCGCCUGCCGGCCGAGCCAGGUGAGCGCGCCUGGCCCUGUCCCGCACGCGCCCUGCGCCCCGGGCCAGCGCGCUCGCGGAUCUCUACCCUGGUGGCCGAGUGGGGCACUCAGGAGGCUGCAGCGACCCCGGUCCUUGCUGCUGCUCCCCAGCACCCCUUUCGGCUCCCUGGAGCCUUCCCUACCUUGUGCUGGUCCUUUGGUUGACUGCUGCGUUUAGCGAGGGAGCCGCAAAGACGCCGGUAAGGGUACUGGAAAAGGCUUCCCAGCCCGAGGAAACUGCACGUGCCAAGGCAGGGAGAGUGGACAGGAGGUUGGCGUUGGGGUCCCCGAAAGGUAAAUCACAAGCUGAGGAGCUCCGAGGCAGCGCUCUCCAGGGCCCCUGACGCCACUGAGGGCCUAGGAUAAGCUGGGUUGGGGGAGGGUUGGGGAGGGGGCCGAUCUCUCACUCAACACACACCAGGAGCGAAGAGUGGGACUUGGAUUGGAAAAAGAAACAAGCUUCCAGCUGACUUGCACCCCCGGCCGGGUCCUGGAGUCCUGCGGGAUCCCGUGGAACCUUUGUGAGGUGGGGGUAACUCAGAACCUGUUUCAGGUUGCUGGAGUUCCUGGGACAUGGACGCAAACUCCUCUUGUGGAGUGUGCAGCAGGGCAAUGUUAUAACUUUUCUCGGCAGACGUCUCUCCUCGCAGGCCCAAGAAACUUGUCUUUGAGUUGGAACCACUGGCUCUAAACUGGCCUAGCACAUCAUCAUAGGUGGAAGGCAUGGUCCCCACCACAUCUCCCGCUAGGCCCAAGGAAUAAACUCCUGAACACCCGGAAAGGGAGGGACCCCAGAUCGAAAAGCCAGUCUGUUUGUAGGGUCUCAGUCCCAACAGGUGAGGCCUGAAACCAGGCCGGAAGCAGGUGGGCAGCCCUGAGACAUGGGUGAAACCAGGACUUCUGAAAGGGUUCCCGGGAAGGGAGCUAGAGGGGCAGUUAGCAACUGAGUUUUAUAGACAUGCCCUGGUGACAAGGGGGGCUUUGGGUUCCUCCUCCAUUGGAGUUUGCAUCAAAGGUCAGGAGCCGGCAGUGGCUGGUCCUUUCCCAUUCUGCUCUUCCACGGGCUCUUUCCUGGGGUCUGGACAAACCGAAUGAUUCCCAGCACCAGUUCAGUAUAAACUUCAGGGAGAGUUUCCUGGUGAACCAGGCCUGCUGUUGGGUAGAAUUCGGACAGAUUACUUGUAAACAGGGCAGUUACACCUUUGUCCUGACCCUUCCAAAGUCCACAUAUUCUAGAAGGCCCACCUAUGGCCACAAGGACACAAUGGCUGUAGUGAUCUGUUUACCAGGUAGUCUUGCCUGCCGGUUUGGAGCCUCAGAGUGAUCUGGGGACCUCCCAGGGCCUUACUUAUCUUCGGAUUUAUUAGGGUGAGGAGUGGGGGAGACCACACAGAUGCCCCUAACUGCUGCUUGACCUUAAAGAAACCUUGGCCCCCAGUCCUAUCUUCUGUGGGGCGUGACCUCGGCACUGCACAGCCAGCCUGAGGGGUGGGGGAACUUAUGGCUGCUGGGCAUGGGGCAGAGGCAGAGCUGUGCGGUUGGGUUGGUUUCCCUCUUUCCUCAACCCCAUCAAUCCUGGGCUGGCUGCCCGCUCUUUUCCCCACAGAGCUGGGUUUCCCUGGGGACCAGUGGCUUGGCCUAGCCUCACACCCACAGCCCCCUCCUGGCCACAACUCACGCUAGAAGGAGGGCUGGACCCUCCUGGACCCUGGCCCUCCCUGCCCUGCUGACCAAGGUCCAGUAGUCUCUCUCCAUUGCUGGGCUGGGAGCAAGGAGCAGUGACUCUCACGGAAGGAGGUUCUAAAGCUGUCUAGCUGGCAUGGCAGCUCCAGCGUCUCUGAGCGCCACAGGGGGUCCAGUCCUACAGGGCUCAUCCUAGACCUCGGACAGCUGGACAGCCUGCCAUCCGUGCUCCCACCAGCCGGGCUAGAUCCAGGCCAUUCAACCAUGGGCGGCUGCUUCUCCAAGCCCAAGCCAGUGGAGCUCAAGAUCGAAGUGGUGCUGCCAGAGAAAGAGCGGGGCAAGGAAGAGCUGUCAGCCAGCGGAAAGGGCAGCCCCCGGGGUUACCAGGGCAAUGGCACAGCACGUCACUUCCAUGCUGAAGAGCGUCUGCCCACUCCACAGCCCUACCCCAGCCCUCAGGACUGUGUGGAGGCUACCGUCUGCCAUGUCAAGGACCUGGAGAAUGGCCAGAUGCGGGAAGUGGAGUUGGGCUGGGGAAAGGUGUUGCUGGUGAAGGAUAAUGGGGAAUUCCACGCCCUGGGCCAUAAGUGUCCUCACUACGGAGCACCCCUGGUGAAAGGUGUGCUGUCCCGGGGACGUGUGCGCUGCCCCUGGCAUGGUGCCUGCUUCAAUAUUGGAACUGGGGACCUAGAGGACUUCCCAGGCCUGGACAGUCUGCAUAAGUUCCAGGUGAAGAUUGAGAAGGAGAAGGUGACCGUUCGGGCAAGCAAGCAGGCCCUGCAGCUGCAGCGGAGGACAAAGGUGAUGGCCAAGUGCAUCUCUCCAAGUGCUGGCCACAGCAGCACCAAUGUGCUCAUAGUGGGCGCAGGUGCUGCUGGCCUAGUGUGCGCAGAGACACUGAGGCAGGAGGGCUUCUCAGACCGCAUUGUCCUUUGCACACUGGAUCGACAUCUGCCUUAUGAUCGGGCCAAGCUCAGCAAGUCCCUGGAUGCACAACCUGAACAGCUGGCCCUGAGACCCAAGGAAUUCUUCCGGGCCUAUGGCAUCGAGAUGCUCACUGAAGCUCAGGUGGUCACAGUGGACGUGAGAAAUAAGAAGGUUGUGUUCAAGGACGGCUUCAAGCUAGAGUACAGCAAGCUGCUGCUGGCACCAGGAAGUAGCCCUAAGACCCUGACCUGCAAAGGGAAAGACAUAGAGAAUGUGUUCACCAUCCGCACGCCUGAGGAUGCCAACCGCGUGCUGCGGCUGGCCCGGGGCCGAAAUGCUGUUGUUGUGGGAGCAGGCUUUCUGGGGAUGGAGGUCGCUGCUUAUCUGACUGAAAAAGCCCACUCAGUAUCUGUGGUAGAGCUGGAGGAGACGCCCUUCCGCAGGUUCCUGGGGGAGCGUGUUGGUCGUGCCCUUAUGAAGAUGUUUGAAAACAACCGGGUGAAGUUCUAUAUGCAGACAGAGGUGUCAGAGCUGCGGGCUCAAGAGGGCAAGCUGCAGGAGGUGGUGCUGAAGAGCAGCAAAGUUCUGCGGGCAGACGUCUGCGUGGUAGGCAUCGGUGCGGUGCCUGCCACAGGCUUCCUGAGGCAGAGUGGCAUUGGUCUGGAUUCCCGAGGUUUCAUCCCAGUCAACAAGAUGAUGCAGACCAACAUCCCAGGAGUGUUUGCUGCAGGUGAUGCUGUCACCUUUCCUCUUGCCUGGAGGAACAAUCGGAAAGUGAACAUCCCACACUGGCAGAUGGCUCAUGCCCAGGGUCGGGUAGCAGCUCAGAACAUGCUGGCACAGGAGGCAGAGAUCAACACGGUACCUUAUCUGUGGACUGCCAUGUUCGGCAAGAGCCUGCGCUAUGCUGGCUACGGAGAAGGCUUCGAUGAUGUCAUCAUUCAGGGGGAUCUGGAGGAGCUGAAGUUUGUGGCUUUUUAUACCAAAGGUGACGAAGUGAUUGCUGUGGCCAGCAUGAACUACGACCCCAUCGUAUCCAAGGUGGCCGAGGUGCUGGCCUCAGGUCGAGCCAUCCGGAAGCGGGAGGUGGAGUUGUUUAUGCUGCACAGCAAGUACGUGCAUUCUUUGUUGACUGUCCUGUGCCUUUCUUCCCCAGCCCAAUGACUGCACCCUCCCACCUUGCCCAAGUCCACUACCUAGGGGGCACCGGGCUUUGACACAGAUCAGUCCCUGUAUUCAAGAGUCAUAGCUGGUGGUGCCUAGAGUAGGAACCUAUCCUCUUCUGCCCUGACCCAUCCUCCUCUCAUUCCUGCAGGACCGGUGACAUGUCUUGGCUCACAGGGAAAGGAUCCUGAGCUCUCUCUCUCUCUCAUGUGGUGGACUUAGGCAGGCCUCUGGGACACCAAGGUCAGAGACUAAGUCCCGGGGCAAGUGCCAAUCUCCAAUAUCCCAGGAUCCCCCAAGGUGGAAUCUGAGUCUUCCAAGGCUUGCCUUCAACUGUCUGCCUCACCUCCAGAGAGGCUACUACUGCCUCCAGAAGAUGAUCCGUUCCGAAGGCCUCAGCUGUCACUGACAGCUGGUUUUAGAGGCAGGACAGGCUCUGUCUCUGCUUCCUCUGUUAGGACUGUUUUCCCAGCAAGCCCCUUCAACAUUACCUUAAAAUUAAAACACAUAUAUCAGCA
Messenger RNA from Rattus norvegicus (Norway rat), 9286 nucleotides. The record is from RefSeq and is a predicted model, not a curated record. NCBI's taxonomy places the organism in Eukaryota, Metazoa, Chordata, Mammalia, Rodentia, Muridae.